Menidia menidia (Atlantic silverside) is the source of this 288-nucleotide messenger RNA. The record is from the annotation of a GenBank genome assembly. NCBI's taxonomy places the organism in Eukaryota, Metazoa, Chordata, Actinopteri, Atheriniformes, Atherinopsidae.
AUGUCAUCGUUCCAGGUGGUGGACUCAUCACCUGGCAGCAGCGUCAGCAUCAUGGAAACGUCCAACUUUGCCCAUGUCAUCUUCCAGAAUGUCGGGAAGAGUUUCCUACCCCAGGCACCCUUGGAGUGUCGUUACACCCUGACCCCUUACAUUACUCCCCACCCCAAAGACUGGGUGGGCAUUUUCAAGGUACCACACACACGGAUGGCAGCUGCUCCUGCUCAGAUCAGGCUUCACAGACAGUUCUGCGAAUCCCACUUAACGGCAGACUUUUGUCCGUCUGAGUGA